This is a messenger RNA of Hemicordylus capensis (graceful crag lizard), 1482 nucleotides long. RefSeq names its product BarH like homeobox 1 (gene BARHL1). The transcript is spliced from 4 exons. The record is from RefSeq and is a predicted model, not a curated record. Gene Ontology annotation, molecular function: DNA-binding transcription factor activity, RNA polymerase II-specific; RNA polymerase II cis-regulatory region sequence-specific DNA binding. Gene Ontology annotation, cellular component: nucleus. Bases 395 to 1372 code for a protein of 325 amino acids. NCBI's taxonomy places the organism in Eukaryota, Metazoa, Chordata, Lepidosauria, Squamata, Cordylidae. Gene Ontology annotation, biological process: cell differentiation; regulation of transcription by RNA polymerase II.
UCCAAACUCCGGCGACACAAGUUGAGGUGUGUGUAUGUGUGUGCGUGUGUUUGUGAAACAAGCAAGGCUUUCUCUGCGGGCGGAGCUCAGCUGGCGCGCCUGAGCUGUCCUUGGUGCUGAAAUAGCGCAGCGUUUCGAUAUCACCUCCAGCAUUAGGGACCAUCGAAGCCUACCUAGAAAGGCUACUAUGCGGAGUGCGGCCGCGAUCCAGGAGCUUUUGAGAAGCUGGCUUGGAUGCUGAUUGCCCAGAAGGACCGCGGGUUGGAUUUUAAUGGGUGGCUAGGCAUCGCCCUAGGAAUUGUUCACCCCCUUCCUCGGCUUGGAUUCGGAGCCUCGCGUCUCUGGCGCCCCUCGGACCUGAUCCGGACGGCCGGUCAAUGUCACCCUGAAAGGCAUGGAAGGCUCCAGCGGCUUUGGGAUCGAUUCCAUCCUGUCCCAUCGAGCGGGGAGCCCCGCCCUGCCCAAAGGAGACCCACUGAUGGGAGAAUGCAGGUCUCCCUUGGAACUCAGCCCCCGCUCUGAAAUCAGCAGUGGGUGCGCGUCCCCCCACUCGCCCGGGAGGGACUGUUUGGACGCCGUGGCUCAGAGACAAGGCGUGGCCGUGGGGCUGGAGUCUCACCUCCAAGUCGGGCACAUCUCGGCCCCAUCCCAGUCCAGAACUGUGACUUCCUCCUUCUUGAUCAGGGACAUCCUGGCCGAUUGUAAACCUUUGGCAGCCUGCGCCCCUUAUUCCAGCACCAACGGACAGAGCCCGCAGGAGGCGCCGGUUCGAAUCCCCACCAAGUCUGGUGAGGAUUUCCGAGAGAAGGUAGAUAAAAACACCAGUAGUUCGUCUUCGGACUCGGAGUACAAAGUGAAAGAAGAAGGGGACCGAGAGAUCUCCAGCUCCAGGGAGAGUCCUCCGGUGCGGCUGAAGAAACCCCGAAAAGCACGUACGGCCUUCACAGACCACCAGCUUGCCCAACUGGAGCGCAGCUUUGAGCGGCAGAAAUACCUGAGCGUCCAAGACAGGAUGGAGCUUGCAGCUUCGCUCAACCUCACCGACACCCAGGUGAAGACCUGGUACCAGAACAGAAGGACCAAGUGGAAACGGCAGACGGCGGUGGGUCUGGAGCUGCUGGCCGAAGCCGGGAACUACUCAGCGCUGCAGCGGAUGUUCCCCUCGCCCUACUUCUACCCGCAGAGCCUGGUCUCCAACCUGGAUCCCGGGGCCGCGCUCUACCUCUACCGCGGCCCGAGCGCGCCCCCGCCGGCCCUGCAGAGGCCGCUGGUCCCUCGGAUCCUCAUCCACGGACUGCAGGGGAGCAGCGAGCCCCCUCCGCCCUUGCCCCCCCUGGCAGGAGUCCUCCCCCGGGCGGCUCAGCCCCGGUGAGUGGCGAGGGAGGGGGCGCCGCCGCUUCAGGAAGACUACGCCCCCACCCCCGGGGGUCCCUCUUGCACCGCCUUUGCUCGCCAGCCACCACCCAAUAGCUCGGAUACAGC